GCUAUUUUAUGUUUGUAUAUGUGUUCUUUGUAAAAGGACGGACUUAACCUUCGAUUCACGAGUCGAACCCCACCAUGCUGUAGAACACUUGCUGCAGUAUUGUGGUUUAACUGAUUACAAGAUCAAUAUGGAUCCUGCCUUAUUGAGAGAGCGUGAAGCUUUCAAGAAACGUGCUUUGUCCAAUCCUGUUGUUGAGAAAAAGAAGGAAGCGACUGAGCCACCAAAAAAGAAGCCUAAAUCUUCAUCUCAAUCCAAGCAACCUAAAGACUUCAAUUACAAGACUUAUGGUGGAAGUUCACAGUAUAACUUUGGUAUUUUGGCCAAAAUUGUCAAGCAUAUGAAACAAAGACAUUUAAAUGGAGAUACUUAUCCUUUGACUUUGGAAGAAAUCUUGGAUGAAACAAACCAACUUGAUGUUGGCACAAGGCAGCGAGCGUGGCUUAUUAAUGAGGCUCUGGCAAACAAUCCAAAAGUUCAGAUCAAUGCCGAUGGCAAAUACCUGUUUAAGCCACCACUCAACAUCAAAGACCGGAAGAGUCUUCUCAGGCUAUUGGAUAAGCACGAUCAGCGAGGUCUUGGAGGAAUCACUCUUGAUGAUGUUCAAGAAUCCAUCCCAAAUGUUGAAAAAGCAUUAAAGGUUUUAGGUGAUAACAUCAUACAAAUUGUCCAGCCGAUUAGCAAGAAGAAAAUUUUGUUUUAUAAUGAUAGGGCUCUUCUCUUCAGUGUUGAUGAAGAAUUUCAGAAAUUAUGGCGAAGUGUUGCUGUGGAUGGCUUGGACGAUGAGAAGAUUGAAGAAUACCUCCAGAAGCAGGGAAUCACGUCUAUGCAAGACAUUGGAGUGAAGAAAGUGACACCGGUUCAAAAGCGAAAGAAGCCAAGCAACCGUAAUAGGAAUUUCAAGAAAUUGAACCAGCACAUGAGUGAUAUUCUACAGGACUACACAGACAAAAAUUAGCUUUUUUGAACGAUGUAAUAUGUAUAACACUAUUUCAUAUUCAUUAUGUAAAUUCAUAGAGUUCAUCAUAUCUAAAUAAAAUUAUUUAUUUUUCUUUCCUCUA
Uloborus diversus is the source of this 1058-nucleotide messenger RNA. RefSeq names its product general transcription factor IIE subunit 2-like (gene TfIIEbeta). The record is from RefSeq and is a predicted model, not a curated record. Gene Ontology annotation, cellular component: transcription factor TFIIE complex. Gene Ontology annotation, biological process: transcription initiation at RNA polymerase II promoter. The transcript is spliced from 8 exons. The coding region runs from base 128 to 955 and encodes 275 amino acids. Lineage: Eukaryota; Metazoa; Arthropoda; Arachnida; Araneae; Uloboridae.